Messenger RNA from Orycteropus afer afer, 1700 nucleotides. Lineage: Eukaryota; Metazoa; Chordata; Mammalia; Tubulidentata; Orycteropodidae. The record is from RefSeq and is a predicted model, not a curated record.
AUGGAGUUCCCGUUCGAUGUGGACGCGCUGCUCCCGGAGCGGAUCACGGUGCUGGAUCAGCACCUACGGCCCCCGGCCCGUCGACCCGGAACCACAACGCUGGCUCGGUGACAUCUCAAACCCGCCCCAUGGCCCUUCUCUCCCCGUCCCUCUUGAAACCUGGUCCAGGAACCACGCCCCCUCCCAUUGAAUAGUAGCCGGUCGUUUUGAUGUCCUGACCAGCUCUUGGUGACUUCUGACCUUAGACCUAAGGGUUUAUCAGUCUUGGAACUGUGAUCUUUCACCCCAUUAAGUGGUCCCACCGAAAGGAUGUGGUUGACCCUUCCUGCUUCACCCCAGUUAUCUCCAGGGAGGAGGGAGUGUACCACAUUAGAAAAAGUGUUGACCUGCAGCAGCAAAUUAUGACCAUUGUAGAUGAACUGGGCAAGGCUUCUGCCAAGGCCCAGCACCUUCCUGCUCCCAUCACCAGUGCAUCGAGGAUGCAGAGUAACCGCCAUGUCAUGUAUGUGCUCAAAGACACUUCAGCCCGACCGGCUGGAAAAGGAGCCAUUAUCGGUUUUCUCAAAGUUGGAUACAAGAAGCUCUUUGUCCUGGAUGAUCGUGAGGCUCACAAUGAGGUAGAACCACUUUGUAUCUUGGACUUUUAUAUCCAUGAGUCAGUUCAACGUCAUGGCCAUGGGCGAGAACUCUUUCAACAUAUGUUGCAGAAGGAGCGAGUUGAACCACACCAACUGGCCAUUGAUCGACCCUCACAGAAGCUGCUGAAGUUCCUGAAUAAGCACUACAAUCUGGAGACCACAGUCCCACAGGUGAACAACUUUGUGAUCUUUGAAGGCUUCUUUGCCCAUCAACAUCGGCCCCCUGCUUCCUCUCUGAGGGCAGCUCGACAUGCUCGUGCUGCUGUGGAUCCCAUACCUGCUGCUCCGGCAAGGAAGCUGCCACCCAAGAGAGCAGAGGGAGACAUUAAGCCGUACUCCUCUAGUGAUCGAGAAUUUUUGAAGGUAGCUGUGGAGCCUCCGUGGCCACUAAACAGGGCCCCACGCCGUACCACACCUCCAACCCACCCACCCCCCCGCUCCAGCAGCCUGGGAAACUCGCCAGAACGGGGCCCCCUCCGUCCUUUUGUGCCAGAGCAGGAACUGCUGCGGUCCCUGCGCCUCUGCCCCCCACAUCCUACCGCUCGCCUUCUGCUUGCUACUGACCCUGGGGGCAGCCCAGCCCAGCGUCGCCGCACCAGGGGAACUCCCCCAGGGCUGGUAGCCCAAAGCUGCCACUACAGCCGCCAUGGGGGGUUCACUUCCUCAUCCCCUGACACAGGCAAGCAAGAAUUGAAGCAGGGGGAACAGGAAACAGAGAAUAGGUCUGCCGAUGAGGAGCAGGUCCCCUCACAGGACGGCUCUGGGGAGGAACACAUGCACACAGUUCCCCUACAGGUCCAGGCACCACCUGCCCCUACUUGGACAGUAGGUGGGAACAUGUUCAACGCCAGGUUCAUUCGAAACCUGCAGGAAGGUCGCAGCACAAGACCUUGGUGACCGCAGUUCCCUCCCAUACCGCCAAAGACAGUAUUAUUUUUCCCUCACUACAAGAGACAGCCAAAGCCCCACGCGUAUAUGGAUGUGUUCAUUCAUUCAUUCAACAGCCUUUUAAUCAUUUGUAUCUUUUUUUAAUAAGAGUAAUAAAGGUAUUUAUUUUAUCAC